UGUUUUUUCAGAUUGUUUUGUUAUCUGGGAGUGUGUUGUUACUAUGAUGCACCAUAAUAUGCAAUAGCUAGACCUAAGUUCGGAAGUUGUUCUUGCCCAGUUAUAUUUAUUGAAGCUGUUAUAAAUUAGUUCUUCGAUAAAAAUUUGAUGUAAUCAAUUUGGACUGUACAAUGGCUAACAAUGAUCCUAAUUAUCCUCUCACAACAACAAUUGUACGUCUACUUCAUGAUAAGCUGUAUGAAAAGCGAAAGAUUGCUGCGUUAGAAAUAGAAAAAAUCAUUCGAGCCUUGGUGCUUGAGAGAAGAAAUGAUGAUGUUAAAAAAGCAAUCACAUUGUUGACAAGUGAUUUUACUCUUUCAAAUAAUUCGAAUAGUAGGAAAGGUGGUUUGAUUGGACUUGCGGCUUGUGCUAUUGCACUUGGCAGUCAGGAUAUCACACAAUACUUGGAUGAAUUGAUUAAUCCUGUAUUAAUUUGUUCAAUGGAUGCAGAUAACAGAAUUCGGUAUUUUGCUUGUGAAUCUCUAUAUAACAUUGUUAAAGUUUCAAGAGCAGAUACAAUGCCUUUCUUUAAUAAACUUUUUGAUGCAAUGAGCAAGCUAACUGCUGAUCCGGAUCCUAAUGUACGAAAUGGUUCGGACUUGCUUGAUCGUUUACUCAAGGACAUUGUGACAGAAUUUCCAGCUUUUGAUGUUGCUGGAUUUAUGCCGUUGUUAUGUGAUAGAAUUUAUACGAUGAAUCAAUACACAAGGCGAUUUCUGAUUCAGUGGUUGAUCUGCCUUGAUUCUGUGCCUGAAAUCAACAUUCUGAUAUAUUUACCCAAAUUCCUGGACGGUAUGUUUCAAAUACUUGGUGACACGAGCAUGGAGAUUAAAAAAAUGUGUGAAACGACACUGGAUGAGAUUUUACAAAAUAUUAAAAAAGAUCCAGAAUCAGUCAAGUUCAAUGAAAUGGUUAAUAUUGUCAUCGUACAUUGCCAAUCUCAAGAUGAUUUCAUCAAGGUAAAGGCUUUGUUGUGGAUGCAGGAAUUCAUAAAACUUGCCGGUCCAAUUGUUCUACAAUAUGCAUCUGGUGUGGUGGGUGCAGUGCUACCAACACUUGCAUAUGAAGAUUUAAUGCAUAAUAGUGUGCAUGAAGCUGCAAAAUCUGCCAAUUCAAGUUUAAUGAAAUUGAUUGAUAAUUCUUGUGAUAAAUCUGAAGGAUCGAGUGGCGAGGACAGUCCACUGCCUUUGAACGACAUGUUUCAAGUAUUUACAAGAUAUUUACAACAUCAAUCAACUUCAACUAAAACUGCUGUUAUCAGAUGGAUAACUCAUUUGUUGGUGCAGAUUCCAUACAGGACAUUCAUGUAUAUUGAUGAAAUCUUCACACAUUUAAUGAAUACCUUGGCGGAUUCUUCUGAUCACGUUGUGUUACUGGCUUUGGAAUGUCUUGCAGAACUUGCAUCAUCAGCAGCUGGGACUCCCAUGACAGGAUCGACAGGAAACACUUCAUCAUCGACUACUCUCGUUCUAAAUGAAUAUUUUCGAAGGUUGAUGGUUUUUCUGUUGAAUAUGUUUAAAACUGACAAACAAUUUAUGGAAAACAGAAGUUCUUUUGUUGUAAGGCAGCUUAGUCUGUUGUUGAAUGCAGAAAACGUUUAUAGAGUGUUUGCUGAAAUUUUAUUGAAGCAAGAAGACGAUUGUAAAUUCGCUUCUUUAAUUGUGCAAAUAUUUAACAUUAUUUUGAUGACGUCCAGUGAGCUUUUUGAAUUACGGAAUCAACUGAAAAAGGGAGAUUCAAAGGACAGCUCACAAUUAUUUUGUUGCCUUUACAAGAGUUGGUGCCAUAAUCCGGUAGCUACUGUUUCUUUGUGUUUAUUGACUCAGAAUUACAAACAUGGAUGUGAUCUACUUAUGAAAUUCGCUGAUUUAGAAGUUACUGUGGAUUUUUUAACGGAAGUCGACAAACUUAUUCAACUUUUAGAAUCUCCUAUUUUUACAUAUUUACGCCUUCAGUUAUUAGAUGUAGAAUCGAAUCAACAUUUAGUGAAAUGUAUGUAUGCAUUAUUGAUGUUACUGCCUCAAAGUCGUUCCUUCGAAAUUCUUCAACAUAGAUUAUCAUGCCUUCCCACUCCGCAGUUGGUUUCCCAUUUAAGUUCAAAAGAAGUCAAAAAUAACAAGAAGAAGGAUAUACCUACUGUGACGGGGAAUAGCUCACCUGAUGUAGAUUUUGACCAAUUGUUCAAGCAUUUUGUGUCCAUACAAGAGCAGCAUAUAGCAUAUAAAAAACAAAAGAGACUCAAGGCAUCUAACAGCACAACUGAUGCAGUAUAACUAGGAUGCUUAAUAUACUUCUAAUUAAUCAUAUCUUCUAUAAUUAAGAACCCUUUAGUGUUUUGGUUUUAUACGAUUCCAAUCAUAAUUUGGACCAAAUUAAAUUUUCGAAUCUUGAUAUUGUUUUUGAUUUGGCGAAGUUUAGUAUUAUAUUUAUGCAGUAUAUAUUAUAACACAAAGUGUGUGUUAAUCACUUUAUUAAAAUAAUAUAAUAUAUAAAGACUGCCUGAUUUGGAGUUUUAAAAUCUGUAUGCUUAAUAAAUAAAUAUCCCGGACAAUUUUCUGCAAAUAUGAUUGUACAAUUUCGUGAUUUUAUUUAUUUGAAAUAUAGGACACCUUAUUUUCUGAUUCUUGCAGGUAAGUCUUUUCCCCUGCAUAAGCACGUGCUCUUCUGCCAAUCUUAUUUUUGUCAUAUUGUUUGUGGUGCCUGGUAAGUAAUGCAGUUUUUGUCUUUUUUUAUUGUUUUAGCAGUUUAUAAGGUGCAGAGUAUAUCGCUAUCCUUGCAGUUUUUGUCUGUGGAUUCAAGUUUGGCAUGAUGUUUUUAUUUUAUUAGAGUCAAAUUCAUGUUUCCCAACCACCCGAAGCCAAAGUUUUGAUUUUUUCAGAGUCAGAAUUUCAGAUUUUUAAUGGUGAUAAUUUAAGUCAAAACUCCUGACUGAAAUCGAAAAAGCCCAGAGUUGUCCAAGCAUUCUCAAUAGACACUUGAAGAAGGCCUGAAUAUGGCAAAGUUUUUUUUUACAAAAUCUGUCAUAUUAUUUGUCAUUUUUUGAAGAAACCCUUCUACUCUGUGUUUUAUUUUAAGUGAAUUUGAGUCUUAUGCAAUAGGUGCAAUUUCAAAGUCUAUGGUUCCAAUGUUAUUAAUGGAUCUACCCUACCUGUUUUGGUAGAGAUAUAGCCUGGAAUGAAAUUGUGCUAAAAUGUAACCACAGGGUUACUGUGAGGCAUGAUAUAUCCUGACGUGAAUGGCACUGCCUUCUACUAAAAUCUAUGGUAUUUAAAAUGAAUAUUGUUUUUGUGCAAUAAAUAUAUCAUUAAAGAAACCUGG
This is a messenger RNA of Styela clava, 3357 nucleotides long. RefSeq names its product protein VAC14 homolog. Lineage: Eukaryota; Metazoa; Chordata; Ascidiacea; Stolidobranchia; Styelidae. Gene Ontology annotation, biological process: phosphatidylinositol biosynthetic process. Gene Ontology annotation, cellular component: PAS complex; endosome membrane. The record is from RefSeq and is a predicted model, not a curated record.